CGGCGCCAUUCUUCCAAAAUUCACUCUGCCGCUACCCAAUGCCGUCGGGGUCGGGCUCCCGAAGGAGGCGGCCGCGGCGGGCGGGGGUGGAGGCUGCUCCUCCUGUGGUACAAGUGAUCUCGUCCGCCUCGGGUGAGGAAGGGGGUUGGGAGGAGGACGAGGACGAGGAGGAGGAGAGCGAGGGAUCCAGCGAGGGGCCGAGGAGGCUUGGCGGUGGGGAAGCUAGGGUUUCGGCGAGGGAGGGUAAGGCAUCGGCGAGCGGAGGCGAGCCGGAUGGGACGAACCUUCCCAGCUGCCCCAUUUGUAUGCUCGCGUGGACCGCCGACGGCGCGCAUCGCGUGAGUUGCAUUCCCUGUGGGCAUGUCUAUGGCAGAUAUUGCCUAGAGAGGUGGUUGCUACAGUACGGCAAGAAAAAAGCACCGUGUCCCCAAUGUGGCAAGAGAUACAAAGAAAACAACAUUAUCAACCUCUAUGUACCAGAGAUUGCUGUUCCCAAUAAUGAUCUUGAAACGCAAGUAUUGUUAUUGAGAGAGAAAAAUGAAUCUCUUGAGAAGCAACAAGCAAAGUUACUUGAAGAGAUAAAAGAGCAUAAGAGGCAGAUUAUGUUGCAACAAAAUGUAAUAUUUGAUACAAGCUCGAAGAGACAGAAAAUGACUGAGCGGAUAUCAGAUGGAGUGGCAGAUGCUGAGCCAAUUGCCUCAAUGGAAGACAUUGACCAUAGAAAUCACUGCAGUUUUGUUCUCCAGAAUGAGAUUUUGGUUGAUGGAGCUCGGGUCAUGGGCAUAGAUGCAUCAAGUCAGAUUAUACUCACUUCUGGAAGGGGUCCUGGAGUUGGUGCUGAACACAUCCUUACAAAGAUCAGCAUGUUUGCUAGACAGGGAAUGCAGAAAAUCGACCUCCCUCCUGAUACUAAAGCUAUUAGGGACAUCUGUAUACUGCCUAGGGGCCAUGCUGUUUUUGCAUCACUAGGCAGGAAGUUGUCUCUUUUCAGCAUGGCAACCAAUAAUGUUGUCCUUCAAUACAAUCUACCGGCUCCUAGUUGGUCCUGUUCAGGGGAUCAUACUAGUUCGACUUAUCUUUAUACUGGAUUACAGAAUGGGAUGCUAUUGGUCUUUGAUAUUCGUCAAACUUCGGCACCAUUGCAUUGUAUGAUGGGUUUAUCGACACAUCCAGUCCAUACAAUCCACUCUGCUGUAGAUGGCAGUGGUUCCAGAAAGGUUUUCUCUGCUUCUUCUAUAGGACCCUGCAUUUGGGAUGUUGAUGGUGGUGAAGACAGGCCAAAUUUGCUAAGUGGGAUGGAAAACCAAGGGGUCUGCAUUUCUCUUGCAUGCGCCCCUCUAUCAAGUGAUCUCCUGGUGGCUUCCUACCGCCCGAAAGUUGAGCAGCCAGAUGAUAACGCCACACCCCAAGCGAUUACACCACAAUCACAGGCACCCACUGGUUCAGGAAAGCUAGGGCGCCAUACACUCUUGAGGAGGACCGCCACAACAUCCUUUGCCAAGGACCAAACCUGCAGCGGUAAUGUAAGCGACUUGCGAAUGUCAAAGUCUGCAAUCAUACCAUGUGGAGGCAAUCAGCUUCUCUUUGCCUAUGGUGAUGAGUCGCUGUAUGGAGUCCGGACAUGGCGUCUGCCUUCGUUUCAGACACACACCAAUCUCAGGCCCCACAGACAACCGAUCCUUGAUCUAAGGUUUGCUGAAAGUUCAGCUGGGGGGAGGUACCUUGGGUGCUUAAGCGUAGAGAAGCUGCAGGUUUUCACAGUUAGGUAGCCCAACAGAGAAAACCCAUUGACUUCAUUCUUUGGCUUUGCUUUGCAUGAUGCUAACAAAUGAACAUUGGUGACUAGCUUUUUGUUGUAAAAGUACAAACCACUAUCUCUGUUUUCAAGGCGUUGCCUAGGCGACAAGGCGGUGGCGGCUCGCCUUGCUUAAGGUCUCGCCUUAGCCCGCCUAGGCGUCGCCUAGGCGAUAAGGCGGUGGUGGAUCGCCUUGCCUUACCGCUUUAAAAACAGACCACUAUUGCUCUGUACAGUUUUUGCUAAAAGGUGUGUAAAACCAAGAUGUACAAUUUCGUCAGAGGGUCCAGUAUAUCACUGGCAAGUGCAGGGAUUACAUGUUCUGGAGUUCUACUGGUGUGGCAUUGUGCCAUGAAUCGAGGGAACAAAUGGGUGGCAAUUUGUCGACUUUAGAUAUGCUUCUUGCUAUGCUCACUCGCCGAUAUUUUCAGUCUGUAUCGUACCAGUAUCAUCAUUGCACAUCUUUAUAAGACGUAACGUCAGGCAUUUACUUGUUCUUGAUAUUCUUUC
Molecule: messenger RNA, 2305 nt
Organism: Panicum virgatum (switchgrass)
Lineage: Eukaryota; Viridiplantae; Streptophyta; Magnoliopsida; Poales; Poaceae
Product: E3 ubiquitin-protein ligase RFWD3-like
Exons: 13
Coding region: 39-1769 (576 amino acids)
Biological process (GO): interstrand cross-link repair; protein ubiquitination
Cellular component (GO): nucleus
Molecular function (GO): ubiquitin protein ligase activity; protein binding
Source: RefSeq, a predicted model, not a curated record